AUGCUUCACCACGUUGAAUCCAAAUGGUCAAUGAACAUAUCACUUAUUACUCACUAUCGAGCACUUGUUGAUUUAUGUGAAAUGGAUCAAGAAAUAAUUGAACAAUACGUAUUUUCUAUAACAAGAACAUUUAGUGAUCGAAUUGUAAAAUCAUGUGGAAAUCUAUCACUACCACCGAUUGAUAAAAUAAUGAUUGAUCGAAUUAAUGGUGUUAUAUCGAAAUAUAAUCCAACAGCUUACCGUACAUUACGUUCAACACCUGAUGAUCUUGAACAUUUUAAAGAAGACGUUGCUAUUUUUUAUGGACACCGUUUAUAUACACAAGUUAUUCAACUUCGUCAACCAUCAAAAUCCACAACUCAAUCUACGCAACCAGUUGUUAUGAAUAAUUUACAUAAUAAUGAAAGCUUUUAUUCAACACGCAGUUUAAGUUAUUCCGAUAUGGAUUCAUCACAGCAACAAGGUACUGAAGGAUUUUAUUUAUCAUCAGUAAUGAAUUUAAAUGAUAAUACAUACAAUCAUUUGGAAACAUCUCCACGUUCUUUAUCAACUAAUACACUUGAUUAA
This is a messenger RNA of Adineta steineri, 567 nucleotides long. Lineage: Eukaryota; Metazoa; Rotifera; Eurotatoria; Adinetida; Adinetidae. The record is from the annotation of a GenBank genome assembly.